Molecule: messenger RNA, 1026 nt
Organism: Vigna radiata var. radiata (mung bean)
Lineage: Eukaryota; Viridiplantae; Streptophyta; Magnoliopsida; Fabales; Fabaceae
Product: MATH domain and coiled-coil domain-containing protein At3g58270-like
Exons: 3
Coding region: 1-1026 (341 amino acids)
Molecular function (GO): protein binding
Source: RefSeq, a predicted model, not a curated record
AUGAAGAAUCAGAAUACAAAGGAUAAAGUGUUUCAGAUGUUUACAUGGACCCUAACAAACUUCCCGUCAUACGUUUGUCAGAAAGAAUAUUUGAAAACGUUUACUGUCGAUGGCUAUACAUGGGGGAUUCGUAUCAUUCGAGCUGCAACAGAGAAGUUGUAUUUGUCAAUUAUUUUGGAUUCUGUUAGUGGUUGGCCUCCUGGAUGUGGAAAAUUUGCAAAUUUAAAAUUCAUUCUGAUUAAUCAGCUAAACCCCACUAGGAAUAUAAUAAAAGGAAUUAGUCACACCACCUUCAAUCCAAGGAAUGACCAUUCGCGUGCAAUUUACGCCUCUGCUGAUGGAUUCAUCGUGAAUGAUAUUUGUAUAGUUGAACUUCAUAUAUCGGUUUAUAAGUCAGAUCAUGAGAAACAAGGAGAAUCAUUGAGGAACAUUGAUAAUAAGCUUGUCCAAAACACGGAGGAGAAUUUUUCAACCAAGAAAAUGAUCUCAAACUCACCUGGUGAGGUCGUGGAUUUUAGGGGCAUAGGAAAAGUGGAGAAAGACUUUAUUCCUCUUUUGGAAGAAGUUUGUUCACGAUAUCCUUCUCUUAUUGAUAGCAAGAAGAAGAAUAGUAAAAAAUUUACUGAAUGGGCAUUUACAGCACUUGGUAGAGUUCUUUAUUUUCUCAACAUUAAAAAAGUAAGAGACAUGGACGAUGAUGCUUGCAAUCAUCUCCAAACUUUAUGGGAGGAAUUAGAGAUAUGUGGAUUUGAUUUGUCAUGGCUGAAACCUCAUGUACAAUCUGCAUUGGAUAUGAAAACUUGUGUUGAGAAAGUUUUUAAUGUGAAAAGAUGGGAGGAGAAUGUAAUUACUUUGGAGAAUGAUGUGGCUGUUUUAGAGAAAGAAAUAAAGAAUUUGACGACAAAGAUGAUUGAAGCAAAGGUAAAUUUAGAAAUAACAAGAAGAGACUUGGUUCAAGCAAAAGAAGGUUUUGAAGAAUGUGAUUUGGAUGCUCAACUCACAUAUAUGGUAAACCAUAAUUCAUGA